CUUACCAAGUUUCCCAUGGGCCUUGUCUUCUUCGCCUCUUCCACCUCUUCUUCUACGUCUUCUUGGGAGAGGUGAUCUGGUGAUAUUCGAUGUAAAGGAAAGAAGAGAUCUCUUCUUCUCAAGAAAGGAUUUCGGAUUCCGUGAGAAAACUUGCGGGGGCUGGUCACCCUCUCAUUUUCCAUUUCCAGUAUAAAAGAAAAAGAAAGAAGGGUUCUUUCUCUCUCAAGGUUCCUGUAUGUGAUCGGCAAAGGGAGAGCCUCGGGUUAUGCGUGCCUCGCACCGUCUCUUGCCAAGCGCCGCGCACUGCCCGGCAUCAAUACUUCAGUCAAUGGGCACUUCAUCCUGAGCCAUUCUUUCGGCAACGGCAAGGCCUUUUUCAGAGGUUCCCAGCGGCGGCUUCUCAGAGGUAAAUCUGCUCGGAGAAGAAGGGGGUUAUGGGCGCGUAAACCGCGGAGACCUUACCACCGGGAAAGAAGAGGUGGUGGCAGCGAAGCGACUGAAGGUGGGGGAGCGGACAGGGAGAGCGUGAGUUCCUGACUGGGGUUGAAAUAAUGAAGCCGAGUUCAUCACCAGUAUGCCGUGUCUUUGGUUUGGAUACUUCACGCACGAGUUGGUGCCUAACAACACCUUGGACUUCCACAUACAUGACUGGGGUUUGUUGUGGACUUCUUGACGCACUCGACAAUCGUCGGCAUCAUAAGUGGGGCUGCAAUUAUAAUAUGCCCGCAGCAGUCGAAGGGCCUCUUUCGACUGACUGGCUUCGCCGCCAAAACGGACGCGAUAUCCGUCUUGCAUGCCGUGUUGAAGAACCGAGACAAGCAAUGUCAACUCCACUUCCGGUCUCCUCGCUGUCUUCACCGGCAGGGACCAACACCACUGUGCCGCCUCUGGCCGCCACCACCACCUCGGCAUUUCCUCUACCGUCAGCUUCUUCCGGGUCCCCUCCGCGCACCAUAUCGGCAGAGGCGGUCGUGGUGCGGGUGGGGGUGGCGGUCGUGGUGGGGGUGGGCUUGCUGUUAAUACGUUUCAAGAAAAAGGGAUGGCGGCUUUGCUCCACAUCCUCUAGCAAUGAUCUCGGUGUCAGCGGGUCCCAUUUCCCUUUUGACGCUUUAGAGAAGUCGACUAAUGGCUUCUCAGGGGCAAAUCUACUUGGAGAAGGUAGUUUUGGGCACGUGUACCGCGGAGUCCUUUCGACCGGAAAAGAUGUAGCAGUGAAGCGACUGAAGGUAGGGAGCGUCCAGGGAGAACGUGAGUUUCUAACUGAGGUUGAAAUAAUAAGCCGAGUCCAUCACAAGCAUGUCGUGUCUUUGGUUGGAUACUGCACAACCGGGUCCGAGCGCAUCCUCGUGUACGAGUUGGUGCCUAACAAAACCUUGGCGUUCCACUUACAUGGAAAUCCCGUAAGCCAACAGCUAGCUAGCAAACCCUGGGAGAGCGAGUCCAAGACCCACGACUACAGUACUCCAGGAGAGGAACAACCGACCCUUAAUUGGCCAAGUAGACUGAAAAUAGCUUUGGGGGCUGCCGAAGGACUAGCAUAUCUUCAUGAGGGUUGUGAUCCUAUCAUCAUACAUCGGGAUAUCAAGGCAGCUAACAUACUUGUGGACCUUGAAUUCAAGGCAAAGAUUGCGGAUUUUGGACUCGCAAAAUUUACUCCUGAUGCAAAUAGUCAUGUGUCUAACAAUGUGAAGGGCACCAUUGGGUACCUUGAUCCAGAAUACCUUUCGAGUGGGAAUUCAACAGAAAAAUCGGACGUUUUCUCUUUCGGGGUCGUGCUCUUGGAGUUGAUUACUGGUCGCAGGGCUAUGAAUAUGGGCGUUAGUCUGGUUAAUUCGGUGAGGCCUCAGCUCACACGAUAUCUGGAAGAUGGAAAAUUCGACUCUCUUGUUGAUCCUGGGCUGCAGAAUUACGACCGCGUUGAGAUGGCUCGUAUGGUCCGAUGCGCUGCCGCUUGUGUGCUUCCUUCGGGGGAGUGUCGACCGAAGAUGAGUAAGAUUGUUCGAGCCCUCGAAGGAGAUCUGCCUCUUUCUGACCUUAUUGGUGGGAUGAAAUGUGGGCCGGGAAACCGCCAAACCCGGGGGCGGGGAUUGCUCAGACUGUGGUCAAGGCCUCGAAAAGUCCAAAAAGAUGCCAGAACACGGCAGCAGCCUGGCUCGAGCAGCGCGGGCCUUAGCCGCCCUAUAGCCCAAGAUCUGGAGAUGGGAAGGAUGUAGAGAGACAGUCAAGAUUUUCAGCGGAGGCUCUUGAACCUCCUUGUUUAUACACUUCACCGUGGAUAUUUUCAAGCAUUUACGUCGAGAAUUUGGUUAUUUGGGAUAAGUUUAUUUGGGAAUAUUUUUGUGCCAUGGCCUUGUCGAAGUUGAGAAUUUGGUUAUUUGGGAUUUAAGUUUAUUUUGGAGUACUUUCGCGACCCAACAUCGUAAAAAUCGUAGUUGAUCAAUGCGCUUGACUUCCUUGGUCGUAUGCUGAACUUAGACGUUGAUGUUCGUUCAUUUUGUGAGGGCGACUGCAUGUGAAGUUUUCUUGGAAGUCAAGAAUAAACAUCAAGAGCGUUUAACAA
Eucalyptus grandis is the source of this 2560-nucleotide messenger RNA. RefSeq names its product proline-rich receptor-like protein kinase PERK1. The record is from RefSeq and is a predicted model, not a curated record. NCBI's taxonomy places the organism in Eukaryota, Viridiplantae, Streptophyta, Magnoliopsida, Myrtales, Myrtaceae. Bases 552 to 2213 code for a protein of 553 amino acids. Gene Ontology annotation, biological process: protein phosphorylation. Gene Ontology annotation, molecular function: ATP binding; protein kinase activity. The transcript is spliced from 11 exons.